AUGAGACUUAGCUGCAAUGGGUGUCGCAUUCUCCGCAAAGGUUGCAGCGAUGACUGCACCAUCAGGCCCUGCCUUGAGUGGAUCAACUCUCCUGAGUCCCAAGCCAACGCCACCCUCUUCCUUGCCAAAUUCUAUGGUCGCGUUGGCUUGCUCAACCUCAUCAAUGCUGCUCCACCACACUUUCGCCCAGCUGUGUUUAAGUCGCUGAUGUACGAGGCAUGUGGGAGAAUUGCGAACCCGGCUUAUGGGUCACUGGGUUUGUUCUGGACCGGUGAGUGGGCCCGAUGCCAAGCUGCUGUUGAUGCUGUGCUGAUUGGAUCCGAGAUCAAUGUCAUGGAACCUUCUGUUUGGCAGCUGACGGGGACACGUGGCAGUGAGCAUGUUCUCCAAGCCCGUGGUAUACGCCACGUGUCCAGAGACACUGACAUGGACCAAUUGAAAGGAAGGGCCCGGUUCAAGAGGACCGGGAAUGUGAUCAGGCCCAAAGCGAGAGUGGGCUCAGUCGACUCGUCCGCGCUGUGGAAACCGGUUUCUAAUGAUGAGCCGGGAAACAAAGGGGGAGGAUGUGUGAGUAGUGGGAGCGAUGAAACAGUGGAGGCUUCGUUGAUGAACCAAAACCGAAUGGGUGAGGGUGAUGCUGAAGUGGAGCUGGAUUUGGAACUCACUCUUGGCGGAGGCGGCUUCUGUCGUUUCCCGCAUUGA
This is a messenger RNA of Gastrolobium bilobum, 702 nucleotides long. RefSeq names its product LOB domain-containing protein 41-like. Gene Ontology annotation, biological process: regulation of gene expression. The transcript has 2 exons. The record is from RefSeq and is a predicted model, not a curated record. Bases 1 to 702 code for a protein of 233 amino acids. NCBI's taxonomy places the organism in Eukaryota, Viridiplantae, Streptophyta, Magnoliopsida, Fabales, Fabaceae.